UCGGUUCAUCAUCAUCUUCUUCUUCUUUUCGGUGUAAUCUUGGAAUUUAUCGUCAAUGGCGGAGACAAGAAUAUAGCAUUCAACAGGGUUUUAAGUCAGACCCACUUCAAAUAAGCUACUAAAAUUUAGUGGGGCAGUCGUCAAAUAUUGCUUUUAAGAAAAAAGAAAAAAAAAUAGAAAUGUCUACUUCUUUAACUGUCAGACCACCGCCACCAAAUUUGUUCUUACAGUCUCGUCCUAAUAAUCAGAGGUUGAUUUCUUUUCUGAAUUACCCGAGGAAAGCUUGUAAGGGGAGACUGGUUUCAGUCAGAGCCCAAAGUAAGAAUAACAACAACAAGGAUGAGGAUGGCUCCACCAAUGCCGGCGAUACCUUACCCGCCAACGGAGCUUUUGUAAUUCCCUUUCCCUUCUUCUGUUGUUGUUUUUUUUUUUUUUUUAAAAUAUUUUUACUGUUGCAUGUUAAUUUUUUGGGGAUUAUGUGGUUUUUUUUCUUUUUCUUUUUCUGGGCAAAAUUCUCAGAGUCACAAGCUCAUGAGGCCGCGCACGGAUAAAUUUCGAGUAUGCACAAUGUGGUAGUCUGAUAAGAGUUUAAAGAUUCAACUUUUGAUAUUUUUUCCCCGGUUAUGUUUUGACCUGUGGUGAGUGAUUGUUAAAUGGGCAUCUUGAAUUUUUGGGUUUUCUUCUUGUUGUGUGGGAAUGGCAGCCGAGGGAAGUGUGCUGUUGUUUUUAUUUUUUUUAUUUUUUUUAUACAAUCAAUUUUUACCCUUUGUUUUUGGUUUUGGUUUUGGGUAAUGGAUGUUGCUAUGGGGUUUUGUAUAUUGGUUUAUGUGUUUAUUUAUUUUGUAUGGUAUGGGAAUGGCAGUCGGGGUGAAGAUUGAGUGAGAAUACCUUUUCCCACAUUUCCUGUUCUGUUUUGUUUGGGGCAACAAAUAUAGAAAUGAUUAUUUUGAACAUCUAACUUUUUUUCCUUUUGUUUGUUUUUGUGUCUGGUAACGGCAGCAGAAGACAAGGAAAGAGAUUUUAUUGGAAUAUGUACAGAAUGUGCAGCCAGAAUUCAUGGAAAUGUUUGUUAAGAGGGCGCCUAAGCAGGUGGUUGACGCAAUGCGACUUACUGUGACGAAUAUGAUAGGGACUCUGCCUCCACAGUUUUUUGCAGUAACUGUGACCACUGUUGCUGAAAAUCUAGCUCAGCUCAUGUAUAGCGUCCUCAUGACUGGAUAUAUGUUCAGGAAUGCACAAUACCGUGUGGAAUUGCAACAAAGUUUGGAGCAAGUUGCUCUCCCUGAACCACAAAAUAAGGAUGUGCCAGAUUUUGCACCUGGCACUCAGAAGAAAGUGACUGGAGAAGUUAUCAGGUGGAAUAAUGUCUCUGGUGCUGAGAAACUAGAUGCGGUAAAGUACAUCGAGUUGCUGGAAGCAGAAAUAGAGGAACUCAACCGUCAAAUUGAGAAGAAAUCUACUGAAGAAUCAAAUGACAUAUUGGAAUAUCUGAAGACCCUUGAACCUGAAAAUCUGCAGGAAUUAACGAGCACUGCUGGAGAAGACGUGAUACUGGCUAUGAACACAUUUAUCAAACGUCUCUUAGCUGUUUCUCCAAGUCAAAUGAAGACUAGUGUAACAGAGACGAGUGCACCAGAACUAGCUAAAUUGCUGUACUGGCUUAUGGUGGUUGGAUAUAGUAUCAGAAACAUCGAGGUUCGGUUUGAUAUGGACCGGAUAUUGGGUAACCCACCGAAGCUUGCAGAGCUGCCACCAGGUGAGGACUUAUAAGAAGAGGUGCCAGCUGGUCAAUCUCCAUGUACAAGUACAGGGAAGGGUGUAUUGGUUAUAUUAUUUUUAGUUACAAAGUAAAGAAAGAGGAGUUAGGGCUGCAUUUCAGCCAACUGAAGGGACUUUACAAAGACUAGUUUCAUAUUAAGUUAGGUUAACAUAAGAGCUUCGACCAUAUUGUUAUUCUCAUCUGUUUGUAACUAUAAUACAAACUGGAGGAACUUGAUGAUGUUUAUAGAAGUGAUAGGACUUUUUGUUGAGAUUGAUUAGUAUAUGAGAAAUUUUGCUUCAUCUCUGGUUUGCUGAGGUCCGAAUUACUAGUCGUAUCAGUUUCUUAACCUUUCGUUGUAGGGCAUCAUUCCUUAUGUCCAUCCAAAACUGACUUCUUGCCUUCUUAAAGAUACUGC
Oldenlandia corymbosa var. corymbosa is the source of this 2177-nucleotide messenger RNA. NCBI's taxonomy places the organism in Eukaryota, Viridiplantae, Streptophyta, Magnoliopsida, Gentianales, Rubiaceae. The record is from the annotation of a GenBank genome assembly.